CUUUGUCAUAAUUCAUUUUGUAUUUUCAGUGAUAAAAUUUGACGGAUAUUGAGAAAAUAAUCAGUUUUCUAUUGGUGGAUUAGGACUGUCAGAGGGUUUUAUUGAGUGUGGUUUUAUAUAUAUGUGCGUGAGGAUAUGUAUUUAACAGAUGCUGAAGAUGUGAAUAAUGGAUGACAAUUGCUAGAAAUAUUGACAGCUCUCUCUUUCUGUCUUGAUCUAUUGGGAUGAUAGAAAUUAAUCAGCAUAAACAUUUCUUGUGUGAGUCGUGCCCAUGAGUGGGUCUGGGAAAAUGAAAGUUAAAAGGAGGAAUUCCAAUUCGGAAGGUAUGUUGGUGGACAUAUCAGACCGGGGUCUAAGUCGGCUCGAGGUCCCCGGGGGAGAGAGCCCAACAGCCCUUAUUGCUGACAGGAACAGCAUUACACGCAUAGAUGGCCUCGACCACUGUGUGGGGCUUAAACAGUUGUCUUUGAAGAGUAACCGGCUUGUUCACAUGUCUGGUGUGGGAAAACUUCGUCAGUUGACUGUCCUCAACCUCCCCCAGAACAGCAUUGUUGCCAUAGAAGGCCUGAAGGAAUUGUCCCAGCUUCAAUUCCUCAAUUUGUCUGGAAACAGCAUAAAGGUGAUGGAGGGUCUGGGGAGCAACCUAGGGCUGCGAUACCUCGACCUCUCUGACAACAGCAUCUCCUCACUCGGCGACAUUCACCAUCUCGUCAACCUGAAGACCCUGUUGCUGCACGGGAACAUUGUGACAAGUCUGCGAACCGCACCUCACUUCCUGCCCAAGUCUGUCACCAUUCUCUCGCUUGCGGAGAACGAGAUAGGGGACAUCAACGAGGUAUCUUUUCUGUCUUGUCUGCCCGGGCUCCAGCAGCUGUCUGUGAUGAACAACCCAUGUGUCCUCAUGACUGCCUCUGUACCAGAGUUUGACCAUCGUCCAUUCAUUGUGAACUGGUGUCCCAUGCUGCAGAUACUGGACGGCUAUACGGUCAACGAUAAAGAACAGUUGAAGGCAGAGUGGUUGUACAGCCAGGGUAAAGGUCACCACUUCAAGGUCGGCCAGCACCUAGAGACCCUUCAUUACCUGGCCAGUGUCUGCCCCCUCACCGCCUCUGUACAGAAUCGGCCUCCAGUGAAAAGGGGCAAAGUUAAGUCCCUUGUAUCUAGGCUGGAAUCUGCGGAGGAUGCCAAGUUGAGCCAGAUCCUGUCAAAGCAGCGAUACCACCAACAACAGCUUCACACAGGCCCGCCACGCCAUGCAUCCACACAGUGGAAUAUACCUCCCAAGUCUCCCCCUCAAGGCGACAACUCUAAUGUGAGUGAGACUGGUUCACCGUCCCAGCAAAACCGACCCGUCCGUGCCUGGACAGUACACGCAGGUGACACAUCAGCUGGUUCCAACCACAGUCACGGACAAGGUCAGAACCUGAAUGACCUCUCACUCCAGGACGUCACAUCGGAAGACUAUGAUAAGAGAAGCUCAACCAGCAUGUUGGAAUCGGAGACUGCUUAUCUGCCUGUAGACGGCAAGUCCCCUGUGACACCCGCACGCCCUAUGACUGCCCCACUGAGUGCCGUCAUCUCGAGCCCUAGCAACCAGCAAAUAUUUGAGAAUCUUCAACGCGGGGAUCACCGUCCAGCCACCGCUAUUGGCGAUAAUAAAUAUGAUGCUUAUGAUAAACGACCUAUGAAGCCAAUGAAUGCGGAAACAUUUAAGGGCCUGUUUAGGCCAGACUUUAAAGUGUCCCCUCCACAGAUGUCGGGCAAUGAGCCAAUGGUUGGAAUAAAGAAGCAGGUUCCCCCAACAGCCCAGGCUGUGGACUGUGACACAAGCCAAGAUGCCUCACAGAUGGAUGACAUGCCAAAGGAAAAUGUUGAAAACAUUCCAGUAGGAGAGUUAAGUUUGAUAAAAGAUGCUAUUGCAAGAAAAGCGCGGAAAUCCGCUUCAAGCAGGUCAAAAGCUGAUGAUCAAAGAACUAAAGUGGUAGAUAAGAAAAAGGAGAGGCAUGAUUCUGUGAACGCACACACAGGAAAUAAGACCUCCAUCCCUGUGGCCUCCAAGUCAACAGUGUCUCGCACACACUCCGAAUACGUCCCUGGUAAAUAUGGCACAGCCCGUCGUCCGGGCACGAGUGAGAGUGAACAUCGCACCAAGGGUAAAACCAUUAAGUCUAUCACCAUUGACCGGACUAACAAGAGUGAUUCUAAGCGUGAGCACGAUAGUUUCAGGGACUCUGGCAUAUAUUCCCGACCCAACAGUGAUGCUAUACUGGCUGAAGAUAUGAAAUAUACGUCUGCAGCAGUGAGGAUCCAGAGUUUCUGGCGUGGCUACUACACGCGGGAACACAACGUGGACUGUGUGCGUGUACGCCGAGAAAUACGUGCAAGACGAGCAGAGGAACACAUUGUUGUGCUCAGGGCUGAACUCGACAAACAGCGGAGGUUAUAUGAACAGGAGCGACAGUUGAGGACUCUCCAGUUGGAGGCAAUUAGGCAACUUUGGCGAGAGGUGCAGUCUCUCCAAAACUGGAAGACAGAGGUUCUCCAAUCACAGACAUUCGUCACCCAGGAGAUGAAACGAGAACACGAGUACAACUCGUACAACUCAAGCCUGGAGAUUCAGAACACCCUUGCGCGCGCUGAGAUGCUCCACAAGAUGGGCAGCGACACUAUGGCGACACAGCAGAGUGUAACAAUGGAAACAGGGAAACAGCUGGAGCUGGAGAAGACAUGUGCCAGUCUUCAGUCACAGGUGAGCCAGCUACAGGAGGCCCUGAAGUCUGUGUCCAGUAUCGUGCUACAGGGCGGGGGAUCCACCCAGGCGUCUCUAGCGGGCUCCCUGCCCGCUACCCCCCGCGUCAACUCCAGCCUCAACACCACCAACAACACCAACAAAGAUGAGCAGGAGGAAGUCCUGGUGACGGGAGACUUUUCAGAUUUAGAAAUAUCAGAGUAUGAGUCCCUCACGGGCUCCCACUGGGGUGCGGUACCACACUCCUUGUCCCCAUACCCGUCCGAGGAGGAGGACACAUACUUUCGUACUGUGCCCCAGCCUGGCUUCCCAACCCCUCCUCGCGGCCUGAGGCUGGAGAACCGGGGGCUUGCCGCCCUAGUGCUGCGCUGGCAGGCCAGUAAGAUCCUGGGUGGGGAUGGACGUGAGCUUAACAAGCCUGUUAUUGGUUACCGUGUGUUUGUAAAUGACAAGGCAAAGGCCAUGAUAGCUGGGACGAAGCAGAAAGCCCUGAUUGAAGGGCUCGACCCAACACUCACAUACAAAAUAUAUGUGAAAGCAGUGUCUGACCUUGGUGAGUCCAACAGUUCAGAUGUUGUCAUGGCAGCCCUGUCGAAAGGUUCACGCAGGCGGUCAUCUAGCAGUGACAGUAACCGCUCCUAUGACAGUGAUCGCGAGUCAACGAGCAGUGAACGCCCAAAACAGCCACACAGGAAGGAUUCACGGAGGAAUCGCAAGUCUAAAUCUCCACGAUCAGGAAAACAUGAUAAACAUGAAAGGAGUGGACACUCACCGAAGGAGACUGAGCGACCACCUUCAAAAAUGGAGUUAGAAGCAGAGGGCAUUAUGACACAGCCCAGGCUGCACAAACAUAAACGUACCUCGAGCAAGGAUUACCAGAGCAGACAGGCUGAUGACAGCCUGCGGCCCCAGGAGACCCCACAAAGCCCUGUAAUGAGGUCGCCCAAAUCCCACACACAGGAGUCACAAGGCUUCAGUUAUGACGGGGUGAACAAGAGUGGACAGGCUAAGGAGACAAACCAGAGUCUGUCCUCGACAUUUACUAUUGACAGCCAAAACUCAGUGUUGUUUUCCCUCAGCACAGGGGGGAAAUCUAUUGACAUUGAUAAUAGUGUUGAACAAAAGGAACAACAUGUUAAGGGUCAUAGAAGACGACGUAGUCGAGAUAUGAAAUCAGAGAGGAGUGAGGGUAGAGGGGAUAUCUCUGACAGUUCCUCGUCAGUUUCUAGUGCAAUUAUUCAUACCAGGACAAUCGAUGGUGAAAAGUACCUCAGUGGUACAGAGAGUCCCUCUGUGCGACGGAGGCGCUCAAAGGACAACUCUCGUGAGGAUAGUGACACAGGAGGUUUGACGCGCAGUGACAGUAAACGUAAUAGUGCAAAAAUCAGCCCCACUGCUGGCAGUCAGGGUGUUCCUGUGAUUGAUGGCAGAAAAAGGCAUGGUUCAGGAAGUAGACCAUCAAGUCCUGCGCUCAGUGAUAACCUUGACCCUAAAUCCUCUGGGGCACAGGGGGAUAGGCGGAGGUUGCCAAUGGGUGAGAUCUUGGAGCAGAGAUUCUCGGGGCAGAGACAGAGUGCAGGAAGUAAUGCGUCUUCCACGGCAACUCUAACACAGAGUCAGGUGGAUAGCAGCACCAGUGACUUGCCACCACCGAUUCCCAAACGGGACGGGAAAUACUCGAGCCUUGAGAACCUAUCCACACGUUCAUCUCAUGACCACAACAGAAGCCCUACAGAGAGAUACUCUCCCACCAGCUCUGAACGACGACGCAGUAGAAACAACUCAACAUGUUCAGAGAGCGAUAUCCCAGCAAAUUCGAGUGCAGCUAGAGCCAUUGACAUGGACGCUAAAAAUGCAAAUCCCAACCCAAGCAACACCGGGAUAGUUGCAAAACUGUUGCAAAAACUUCAAAACUUUUCAAAAACACAGGAGGACUCGUUAAGAACAACCAAAAUAAAGCGCAACUCCUGUGACCGUGAGGAGCCGGGACGGAAGGCAAGCGGUGACAGUGAGAGUGGGGAUGUGGUUGCGGUGGCAACAGGGAAUAACGACAGUUCUGGGGCACACAGUGAUGACAGCCAGCAGGUCCAUAGACCACCUCACCGCACUCAUAGAAGGACUGCAUCUGAUCACCGAGGAGUUCCUGUGAAGUCAAGUGCGGAGCAGCCCCCAUCCCCUGGCCUCCGUGCGGACCACUCCCCCGUGAUUCGCGACUCCAGCAAGACCCCAACACCCUCCAGUACCCCAUCCACCACCAACAACAUUAAACGUCACGCAUCCUUCCACGGCAUCUUGCCAUCAAAGAAAGAGGACAUUGCCCGCAGUGGUUCCACUGAAAACUUAGCAGAGAAAGUACCAUCAUCUACCAAGCAGCAAAACAUUCAUCGUUCUAGGUUUCUCAUGCAUCCCCAUCAUAGAAAGUAUAAGAUUGAUAAGCUAUUCUUUUCAAGACAUAUGCUUUCUAUAGCAGAGUAAAUUAACUGUAAUAACGGUGAGUGCUGCAACUUAUGUCAACGAAAUGUGGUCUGGGCCUGUAACUUUGCAUGUACAGAAACUUAUAAAUGCUAUUAAAGAUCUGGGCUACUAUAAAGCUUUUAUAAGCCUGGGCUAAUAUAAAUCUGAAAAGGCUUUUAUAAAUCUGGGCAACUAUAAAUCUGGAAAGGCUUAUAAAUCUGAAAAAGCUACCGUAUUUUCUCGACUAUAAGGCGAUUCGCUUAUAAGACGGCCCCCUAACUUUGCCCAUGAAAUCUGGUGCUUUUUGUUUCGACUCGCUUAUAAGACGGUGUCAAUUUUUAAGCAAAUCUAAAAUGCUAAAAUUCUUCCUAAUGUGUAAAAAUGUUCAAGCUCAACGGAUAAUUAUCGACUUUCGCGGUAACUGUUUUUGUUUUACUCAAAGAAAAUGGCGGUCAGCUGUGAGCUCUCUAUUUUGGAUGUAGGUUAAAAAAUAGUACAUGGUUACGCGUUUAAGUUUGCAGGUCGUUACUUAUCGGAAUUUUAAUAAUUAAUCAAUAACAACAUAUGUUUGUUUUAGUUUAUUUUUUUAUUGAAGACACCAAUGAAGUUCUUCGGCAAAAUAAAUGGCUUCAAUAACAUAACUGCGAAAAACCGAGGCAUGAAUAGGUGUUUGUUUAGCAAUAAUGCUUUAGGCAAUAAUUGUCCCUUGAUUGGCGACGAACAUAAAGGAUUCAUAUUCGCAUUGUCAUUUGUUUGCUUAAUCAAAUUGACAGUUAGGUACCCUACAUCAUUCCAAUUUAUUGAUUUGAUAUAUCUGUCAAACUAAUUAUACUGACACGCGCCAUGAGAAAAAAUGCAGAUAUAACGGUACACUGUGUGACGUCAGAGCACGCGCGGUGAAGAGAUUUCGUGUUGUUGUUUACUUAAUUGCCCCAUACUGGUAUCGGCAGACGAUAUACUGGAUAGACAAAUACCCUAUGUAAAAUUUUACUGAUUUUGACUUGAAUCUUUUUUUAAUAUUUUAUCGACUCGCUUAUAAGACGGGUCCCCUACUUUUGGGGUAAAAAUCAGGACCCAAUUUCCCCGUCUUAUAGUCGAGAAAAUACGGUAUUAUAAAUCUGGAAAAGCUAUUAUAAAUCUGAAAAAGCUAUUAUAAAUCUGGAAAGGCUUUUAUAAAUCUGAAAGUCCUUUUAUAACUCUGGAAAGGCUUUUAUAAUUGUGGGCUACUAUAAACUGGAAAGGCUUUUUAAAUCUUGGCAACUAUAAAUCUGAAAAGGCUUUUAUAAUUCUGGAAAUGCUUUUAUAAAUCUGGGCCGGUAUUCUUAAAACAUCUUAAGUCAUUUCCUAACUUAAGUCAUUUCCUAACUUAAGUCAUUUUCCUAAGUUAAGUAUCUCAGCAGUCAUUCGAUAUUAUAACUUAAUAAUAUCCUAAAAUACUUAAUUGUCAUUGAUGUUAUUGAAUAUGCAUAUUUUAUUCUAAAAUCACUUAUUUUUUUCUUUUAAUUUGACAAUGAACAUUUUAAGAAAUCAACUUAAGUUAAGAAAUGACUUUAAGAUUUUUUAUGAAUACCAACCCUGGGCUACUAUAUAAUCUUAAAAGGUAUUUAUAAAUCAGGGCUACUAUAAAUCUGAAAAGGCUUUUAUAAAUCUUGAAAGGUUUUUUAUAAAUCUAAAAAGGCUUUUAUACAUCUGGGCUACCGGCAUUAUAAAUCUGAAAAGGCUUUUAUAAAUCUUUAAAGGCUUUUUAUAAAUCUGGAAAGGCUUUUAUAAAUUUGGGCUAUUAUAAAUAUGAAAAGGCUUUUAUAAAUCUGAAUGGGCUUUUAUGAAUCUGGAAAGGCUUUUGUAAUUCUAUAAAGGCUUGUAUAAAUAUGGAAAACUUUUGUAAAUGGGGGCUACUAUAAAUCUGUAUAGGCUUUUAUAAAUCUGGGCUACUAUUAAUCUGGAAAGGCUUUCAUGAAUGUGGAAUGUCUUUGAUAAAUCCGGGCUACUAUAAAUCUUUGAUUUUAUAAAUCUGAAGGCUUUUAUAAAUCUGGGCUACUAUAAAUCUGAAAAUGCUUUUAUAAAUCUGAAAAUGCUUUUAUAAAUCUGAAAAUGCUUUUAUAAAUCUUGAAAGGCUUUUUAUAAAUCUGGAAAGGCUUUAAUGAAUCUGGAAAGGAUUUUAUAAUUCUGGAAAGGAUUUUAUAAACCUCGAAAGCUUUAAUACAUGUGGGCUACUAUAAAUCUGGAUAGGUUAUUAUAAAUCAUGGUACUAGGCAAUUAUUAGUCAGGAAUGUCUAUCAUAAAUGUGAAAAAAGCUGUUAUAAUUCUUAAAGGGCUACUAUAAAACUUCUGGAAAGACUAAUAAAUCUGAAAAAGGUAUUGUAAAUCUGAAAAAAGGAUAUUAAAAUGUCAUUUUUCCCAUGCCUAUGACAUUUUUUUUUGUUGUUGAUAUAGUUUGUUUCACUAAACAUGUUCAACUAACAUCGCCAUGUUCAUCUUAAUACUAACACAACAGUUGCCUGUGUGUUCCUUGUGUGCAUGUCAGAAAUCAGAUCCCUCUCUCCAUCAUUCCCCUCUUACAUCACCACCUCUUACAUCACCACCUAUGCCCUUAAGUGAUUAUAUAUAUAUAUAUGCUCUAUUAUUAUUCCAUACAUAGUUCUCACGCUAUAUUUAAUUUCAGUAUUGCAACACAUGUGUACAACAGUAUUACUAAGUUUGGUAAUUUAACUUUAAAAGUUAUAAUGUUAUAUUUCUGUAGAUAUAUGUUUAUUUGUUUUCAUUCUAUUUUUCACAGGGUUGAUCAGUAUGUAUUGAUUUACUGGAUUACAAACUUGUUUUUGUUGCUUUGUUUUGCAAGUUGAUUAUUAUUGCUAGUACAUAAUAAUAAUAUAAUGAAUAGGACCAAAAGCCAUUGUUUACAACUUAUGCUUGUAUGUGCCGAAUGUCAUCCUAACCCAGCUGCACUCAAUGUGGCUGAAAGUUGCUUAUGUUGAUAUUUUUCAUUGCAUUGUUGGCAAUUCACUGUUAGUUAAUGCUUGUUAAACAUCAAGAUCUUCACAGGAAAAUGAGACUCAUAUUGACAUACCAGUCUUUAGAGAUGUGCUCUGAGCAUUGGCAUGCAUUUUUGUUACAUGUACAAUUAGCUCUGAUAUAAUUUAAGCAUCUGUUUUAUAAUUUUUAAAUUCUUCCUGACAACAUUUACAGCGAAGACAGUAUUGGAUGUACAGAACUGCUUCGUUAAUGUACCCACCGGAUCCAGAAUCGGUGAUUUAGAGUCUCUCUUGGUUAAUAGGUUUUAGAUGUUUGGAAUUUAAAAAUCAUUAUUAGAAAUGGAUAUGAAGGUCAAAAUCAUUAUCAUAGAAAUGGCAAACAUUAGUUGACGUAGACUUAAAAGAGACAAACAUGUUCAUAUGUUUUGUAUCUGUAGAUUUUGAUUUCCAUAUUUUUGUCACAUUUGGUAUUCAGAAGUAGUAACAUAGAAUUAUAUAGUAAAAUUAUCAUUAUUACUUACAAUUGGGAUUUUGAGUAUGGUAGUACAUGUAAAUACAAUAUUUUAUAUAGCUUACCAUCUUUGUACUGGACAUAAUCAUUUUGUUCUGAGAGGUUUCAUCCUAUCAGGUGAUUGAUGAAUAUUUCCUAACAAUGGAUUUUGAUAUUGAUGGUGUAGUUAAAGUUAUCUUUCCUUACAUAUUUCUCUGGUGAUGUGAAAGACUCAAACUAUUGCAUCCAAUAUUUUUUCUAUGUAUUAUAGCAAUUUAUAUUAAAAAUGCACUACAGUCAUUAGAAGGAAUGUGAUAAAGAAAAAAAAUCCUGGAAUAAUAUUGCAAUUUUAUGAUAAUGAUUUCACCUUG
Molecule: messenger RNA, 9036 nt
Organism: Mya arenaria
Lineage: Eukaryota; Metazoa; Mollusca; Bivalvia; Myida; Myidae
Exons: 25
Coding region: 272-5224 (1650 amino acids)
Molecular function (GO): protein binding
Source: RefSeq, a predicted model, not a curated record